ACAAUUAGCACUGAUAAGAGAUAACGAGAUAGCUGAAGGCUCAGUCAUCACUGUCUAAUACGACACUCGAGUUACGCAGAAUUACGAAAUCGGAGAAAUUAAAUUGCAAUUUUCAAAAAAUUUGAGAAUCACGCGAAUUUCUUUUGGAACUAUUUUUAAAGGUAUUUUUGUGGUUGAGAGAUUUCAAGACUUUGUGGUGUAUAAGGAAAGUGAUAUAUUUUGUGAUAUGUGAAUACAAAACAUCAUAAAGUGUGAGAUGAAUCUGUGACAGCGAAGUGUUUGCGAGAAAUAAUUAAAAUAUACGGUCAACAAUUAUUCACAAAAAAUGGAAAAUGAUCAGCUAAUAAAAGAUUUAGAAUUCGAGCAAAUAAAUCUACUUUAUGAUGAAUGUGUUAAUUAUUUGAAGAAAAGCAAAGACACAGAUAUUUUCCAAGGAAAGAAAUAUCAUUUGACUGAUGACGACUUUGAAGAGCCUGAUUACGAAACAAUUAAAGAAAAAGAUGUAAAAAACAAAUCAAAAGAAGAAGCAAAUAACAAAACUAAUAAGUAUGAGAAUCAUAAUGGCUUUUACGAACUUAAAAUCGAUUAUAAAGUUGAAAACGAAAUAAUCUCAGGAGAAAGCGUGAACUCUUUGGAUGUCAAGUCGGAGAGAUUGAGGAAAUUGUCGCAGCAGCUUCCAAAAAUAAUCAUAACUCAAAGCAAUACGAGUCUGGAUUUAAAGGAAGGAAAGACGAGGGUGGAGGAUUUGGUACCUCCAGCGAAGCAAGAGCCAAAACAGCAGCAUAAUACUGUGCGAAAGCCCCCGCCCCUCCGUAGAGGGGGCUACGGCGAGUUCCCCAAACGUUUGGUUUCCAAGAACGGCGUGGAGAAUGUGGCUUUGAUAUCCAACGUGCCUUUCGGGAAGAUCCGACUUCUGAACGACACUUUUCACACUUUGAUAAACCUGCAAUGGCGUUGGAUAGUGAUGGGCACGGUGCUCGUCCACUUCACCAUCUGGCUGGUGUUCGCCGUGUUCUGGUACAUCACGGCGCUGGCACACUAUGACUUCGAGCCGAAUCCGCCGAACAAGACCUGCGUGACUGGGGGCAAGGAUUUCGUCAACAUCUUCCUCGCUUCUGUUGAAGCUCAGACGACCAUAGGAUUUGGCGACCGGACGAUUGACGAAGAGUGUCCAGAAUCAAUAUUCCUGUUUAUCAUGCAGCUAAUCCUAGGAACUGGACUAUCCGGAGUCCUGACAUGCGUCGUGUACGCAAAGCUGACACGACCCGAGAAACUGUCCAGAGAUGGCGUUGGGUUUAGCAAGAAAGCUGUGAUCAGUCUGCGCGACGGCAAGCUCUGUCUGAUGAUGAGGGCGUGGGACCUGAACUACGACCACAUCAUCAGCUCGGAGUUUACGGCGCAUUUUGUGAACACGCACAGAACAAAAGAAGGCGAGAUGCUGCGCUACUACGCCCGGGGACUGACGCUCCAGCAGAACCAGUUCCUGCUAUGGCCUGUGACCCUGGUGCACGAGAUAAAUGAGGAUAGCCCCUUGUUCCACUUCACGCCGCAGCACGUUGCGCACAACAGCUACGAGAUCACAGUGAGCCUGAAGGGAGCGUCGGCAUCUAUGGGCACGUUCACACAGAGCCAGACCUCCUAUCUUCCGAAAGAAGUUAUUUGGGGGCAUCGCUUCCCACCAGUGGUCAAGUACGACACGCGAAAACAAAAAUACGUGAUUGACCACCAGAAGCUGGAUGCUACUGAACCAGUUGACACUCCGGAUUACAGCGCUAGUCAAUUGUACAGCAUGCUGGACGACAAGCCUGACCUGCCGCCACGGCCGGGCACGCCCAGUAGCUUCAGCGACAAGAUCUCCGCCUUCCAGCUGGAGAGGACCUCGUCCUUCAAGCGGAGGCCGGUCAAGCCAUGAGCCAGGCUGCGGCAGAGCUACGUCACGAUACGCACUUUCUCCAUUUAAAGUUUUGAAGAUUUCGUUCAUUUCAACCAAAUGUCGUUUACUGCUCAUCAGAUCGUCGGGCCACUGAGUGGGAGGCCUAUUUAACAUUCUAACUGUAGCGUCUUUUCACGAGUGGAUAGGUGACGGUGACCACGGGAAUUGUAAGCAGCUACAAUCUGUCAUUUAAGCGUCUAAGCGCAAGGGAUCUUGCCCAAAAAAUCUGAUUUGCUUCCCCCUGGGGCAGAAACUGGGUAUUCCACCAGUAGCUAAAGCCUGUUGCAGCACUUCCAGCAUACUAGACCAGCAUUUAAACUUCCAAAGCCAUAGAAAGCUAUGGCUUGGCUUGGCGUUGUGGAUAAAAAAAUUGUGAAAAUUAUUCUGUUCGUUUCAACCAAAUGUCGUUUACUGCUCAUCAGAUCGUCGGGCCACUGAGUGAGAGGCCUGCUACGUAUUGCGGUCCGUGGUCGCCACUCCAUAGCUUUUCUGCUGUUGGGACAUUAGUUCUGAAAGCCAUAUGUCGACACACGAUAUCAUAAGACUGGCUCUGGCAAGGUUACGUCACGACACGAGCUUUCUCUAUUUGAAGCUUUGAAAUACGUAACCCUAAUUCAUCAUUUUAGCUUCUUAGGCCAGUCCACUACUGUAAGAUGCCUCCCAUAAAGAAACAAAGCGAUCAUGAACUUCUCAACCUUUUCCAUCUAGCAGUUCCAAUGAAAUUGUUUGGGUACGGUAUUUCGGAUGUUAUCGUUAAUUGUAUCGCAAAAAAAACUUGAUUAAUUUGUGAUAAGAUUGAAUUUCAUACAUAAUAAUAAUAAAGUUUAUUUAUUUCUCUUUCACAAUAUAGUCACUAUAAAAUACUGUUGUGAACAUCAAAAUGCUUAAUAAAAUUGUACGUGUAAUCUGGUUUGUAAAUAAAUAGUAUUUUGCAAUAUUAUUAGUCAUUAAGUUGUUUAUUAUGCUAGGUUUAUCAUUGUGUAAAUUUUUCCAUCUACCUAUAUCUUUUUGCAAUAUAGAAUUUAUAGCUAACUAACUACAUAAAGUGCCACAGUCUUGUAAAUAACUUAUAUGUUCCCUUUAUUUUAAAUUAAUUGUGUAGCUCUGCCUCUUUCUUGCUUUAUGCCUGAAUUAGUGAUGAUAAUUCAGUAUUUUACAUUUAAUUUUAUUGUUUAAUCUCAAUUGUAUACGAUAAACGAUUAAGUAUUAUUGAAAACUAGCUGACCUGGCGAACUUUGUUCCGCCUUAAUGGCAAUAAAUAAGCAGACUUUUUUU
This is a messenger RNA of Ostrinia furnacalis (Asian corn borer), 3208 nucleotides long. Its product is annotated as ATP-sensitive inward rectifier potassium channel 1. The record is from RefSeq and is a predicted model, not a curated record. The transcript is spliced from 11 exons. Gene Ontology annotation, biological process: regulation of monoatomic ion transmembrane transport; potassium ion import across plasma membrane. Gene Ontology annotation, molecular function: inward rectifier potassium channel activity. Gene Ontology annotation, cellular component: plasma membrane. Bases 326 to 1912 code for a protein of 528 amino acids. Lineage: Eukaryota; Metazoa; Arthropoda; Insecta; Lepidoptera; Crambidae.